AUGAUUUUAGCGGAAAUGAGACCUCCGAACAUAACGGAACAUCCGAUCGAUGUUUUAGUCGCUAAAAACGAACCCGUGACGUUAAAUUGCAAAGCGGACGGAAAACCGGAACCGGUUAUCGAAUGGUAUAAAGAUGGCGAAUUGGUGAAAGCCGAUGGUAAAAGUCAUAAAGUCCUUCUUCCGACAGGACAAUUAUUUUUUCUUAAAGUUGCUCACGGAAGAAAAGAACAAGAUGGCGGAGUUUAUUGGUGCGUUGCUAAAAAUUCAGCUGGAAUUGCGAGGAGUCAAAAUGCGACACUUCAAGUUGCAGGUAAAUUAUUAUUAUUAUUACUAUUAUCAUCAUACCUAACGACGCGAAUUUAA
Molecule: messenger RNA, 363 nt
Organism: Pediculus humanus corporis (human body louse)
Lineage: Eukaryota; Metazoa; Arthropoda; Insecta; Psocodea; Pediculidae
Product: roundabout 1, 2, 3, putative
Exons: 1
Coding region: 1-363 (120 amino acids)
Biological process (GO): homophilic cell-cell adhesion; synapse organization
Cellular component (GO): axon; neuronal cell body; plasma membrane
Molecular function (GO): axon guidance receptor activity
Source: RefSeq, a predicted model, not a curated record